UAGAUAUGUAGGGUUAUGUUUUUAUUUUAUUUAUAAAUAAGUAUUUAAUAUUUUAUUAGUUUUAAUUAUAUGUUAUGUUUAUUAUACAAUGGAUUCUCUAAAGUCACCACACUCAACCUAUAAAAACUCACAAAGUUGGACUGAUGACUUACCAGUUUGUAAGAACACUGGAAUAGGAUAUUCAACUAACCAAAUUUAUAGAGAGGAUGGAAACCCCCAAGAAGAACAUACUUAUGAAGACUGCAGUUGUCACUUUAAAUUUAAUGAGGGUUUCUAUUGGUAUUCAGUGUUUGAUGGUCAUGAAGGUAAGAGGGCUGCUGACUUCUGCUGCCAGAGGAUGACUGCUGAAAUCUACUUUUCCCAACCAAUGGAAAAUCAGUCUGAUGAAGAAGUCAAAGAACUGCUGAAUCAAGCUUUUAUGACAGUAGAAAAGGGUUACAUGCAGAGUUUGGAAGAUUUAUUAGCUGAAAGAACAAGUUUGAUGUAUGAUAUACCUGAAGGCCUAACUCAAUAUGAAGCUUAUCAGAAAGUACCACACAUAGUUCAAAAUAUAAACAAAAUAAACUAUGAAUUGUCUUCGGGAUCAGCUGCAGCAGUAGCUCUGAUCCAUAAUAAUAAACUGUAUGUAGCAAAUGUUGGUAAUUGUAGAGUUUUAUUGUGCCAAACAGAUCUCAAUGCAGUUCUUAAAGUGGUACAGCUGAGUGUAGAUCAUGAUCUGAAAAAUGAAGAUGAACUUCUUCGAUUAUCCCAACUAGGAAUAAAUUUAAAAAGCCUUAGAAAGAGUACUAGAUUAGGAAACCAAGAAAAUACUCGCUGUUUGGGUAAUUACAUUAUUAAGGAAGGCUAUAGAGAUUUUGAAGAUUUAGCUAUGGCAUCAGAAGAACCAAUAAUUGCCCAGCCGGACAUUCACGGAGGAAUCGUCUUGGAUGAAUCAUCAAGGUUUCUCUUACUUAUGUCAGCUGGUCUUUAUAAAUCUAUAGAGGAGGCUACAGGGACAGAUCAAGUUAAUAAAUAUAUUGCUCAAUGUGUUGUUGAACAGUUCCGUGAACAAGCCACUUUAACAGGAGUAGCCCAAGCAGUAGUAGAUAAAGCAGUUCGUCUUCACCAUGACUGGUACAUGUCGAAUUCGCUGAACAAUUCGUUUUCUCCAAAACGUGAAGAUAUUACUCUCGUUCUUAGAAACUUUAAUUACCCCUUGCCCAACGCUAUAACAUCACCUACAAAUCCCUCGGUUUCAUUUAAUCCUAUUGUUACCAAAAAUACAAUUUCAGAUAGAUAUAGUUCAGCAUCUAUUGCUACGGUUGGUAGUGGAAACAGUGAUAGUACCACCAUUACUAACAAAACCAACGACACUUCAAGUAGUAGAGAUGUUAAAAUUGAUGAUGACAUCGGAUCUGAUCAGAAAAUUGAAGCUUACGUUGACUUCUCCGAUUUUUAUAGGAAUUAUAGCAAGGCAAAGAAAAAUGGAACGUUGCCGGAGGGAUUGGACUUUUAAAUUGACAAACGCUCCAAUGAAGUGCCUGGAAUCGGACAACUGAAGAUCUUCGAGAAUCUUAUUUUUUUCAUCUUCAACAAUUUUGGCAAAUUUGUAUGUUUUAGUCAUUCUCAAAAGAAUAAUUGGGCUUAAGUUCCUCCAAUUCUGCUUUUAUAAUUGCCCAGGGUCAAGAGAUUUUGCAUUUGUUAGAAGACUGUUCAGGCUAUUUUUGUACAAAUACUGUUUAAUUUGAGUGCUCUUUGUCUAAAAUAGUAUGUGAUCGAUUGUAGUAGCAUUGAAAAAAUAAUUUAUUGGUUUCUCAAAUAAGUAUACUUAAGCACGAAAUUUUACACCAAGAUGACUAAAGUGUUAACUCAAUUUCAGUUGAUCCAAAUUUAUAUGCUUUUAAUUAGCAGCAUCAACAUUGUCUUCCCAGCAAGGAAAUAACGCAUGUAUUUCUAAUCCUUUAGCAACAAUAUGUUGUAAUAUAAUCCAAUUAUAAAAUAUCUCGAAAGUAAAAAAGGAAGUUAAUGGGAAACUACAUUAAUUAGAAUAAUUGUAAUUGAACAAGUAUUAUUUAUUCAUUGAAAUUCAGGUCUUCACUGAUCCAGCUGUGUAGGUAUUUGAAAUUAUAUCAUUGAUGUUUCGUAUAAAUUGAUGUGAAUAGGUUGAUUUGGGUUUCUACUGCCAAAACUUUUGUUUUCAUAUUGUUUUUGAUGAAGAUAUUAUAUUGAAUAGUUUCUGUAAGUAUUUAGACCUUUUUGUGGUUAUACAUUCUCGUCUUGAUCUUCUAGAGGGCUGCCAGAUUCUCUUCAAAGUGGGUAGUUGACUAGGUUCAUUAAUUGAGGUGCACACUAACCAGAAAAAUAUUUCAAACUCAACAGGUGUAAAAUUCACUCGGAAACUGUGAUUGUUAACUGGAAGGGGCCAGUGAAUCGAACAGACAGAUUAAUGUGCAGCAAGAGAUAGGGUCUCGAGACCCGGUGUCUCUCAUCGAAUGAUCUCUCCCGGAUGGAUUUGAAACGCUAUAUAAUCCAAUCAUAUAAUAACUAUGUCAUUAGCAAAGCAAAGAAAGAGUUUUCCUUUUUGGAUGUCAUUUUAAUUUGUAGUUAAUUCCCCGUCAGAGUUAAUUAACGAAGACAUUGAUAUCUUUUUGAUUUGAUCGCUUUUACAUAUAUUUAAAAAGAUAAUUGACUAUUAUAUUUUACCAGUUUUAUUACAAGUAUACUAGAUUAGCAAAUUUUGUGAUUUAAUAAUUAUUUUUGAUAAUUUUUCA
Molecule: messenger RNA, 2750 nt
Organism: Diabrotica balteata
Lineage: Eukaryota; Metazoa; Arthropoda; Insecta; Coleoptera; Chrysomelidae
Source: the annotation of a GenBank genome assembly